CGCAGAGCGCGGCUUCCUGAGUGUCUGGUGGCGGCGGCCAUUUUGUGGUGCUUCUUCCCUCUGCUGUUCGGGCUGCGGUGUCGGGACCUGGCGAGGGGACGAGACGGAGCGGGGGGAGCCGGGGCCCUCACCCUCACCUUCCCUUCGCCUCCCUGCGCGGCGGAGCCCCCCUCCGGCGCUGCCCCCGGGUGCAGCUGAGAGCGGCGCUCACCCACCAUUAUGGAAGACGACGGGCAGCCCAGGACCCUCUAUGUAGGAAACCUCUCCAGAGAUGUGACUGAAGUUCUUAUACUUCAGUUAUUCAGCCAGAUUGGACCAUGCAAAAGCUGUAAAAUGAUAACAGAGCAACCCGAUAGCAGAAGGGUCAACUCUUCUGUUGGAUUUUCUGUUUUGCAGCAUACAAGCAAUGACCCUUAUUGCUUUGUGGAAUUUUAUGAACACAGAGAUGCAGCUGCUGCAUUAGCUGCUAUGAAUGGGAGAAAAAUUUUGGGAAAGGAGGUCAAAGUAAACUGGGCAACAACACCAAGUAGCCAGAAAAAAGAUACAUCCAAUCACUUCCAUGUGUUCGUUGGGGAUUUAAGUCCAGAAAUAACAACAGAAGACAUCAAGUCAGCAUUUGCUCCUUUCGGUAAAAUAUCGGAUGCACGGGUAGUUAAAGAUAUGGCAACUGGAAAGUCAAAAGGCUAUGGUUUUGUAUCUUUUUAUAACAAACUGGAUGCAGAAAAUGCUAUUGUACACAUGGGAGGCCAGUGGUUGGGCGGCCGUCAGAUCAGAACUAACUGGGCAACGCGGAAACCACCAGCCCCCAAAAGUACACAAGAAAAUAAUACAAAACAAUUGAGAUUUGAAGAUGUAGUAAAUCAGUCAAGUCCAAAAAACUGUACUGUGUACUGUGGAGGAAUUGCAUCAGGGCUAACAGAUCAACUUAUGAGACAGACUUUUUCACCAUUUGGACAGAUUAUGGAAAUAAGAGUGUUCCCAGAAAAAGGUUACUCAUUUGUCAGAUUUUCAACCCACGAAAGUGCAGCGCAUGCUAUUGUUUCAGUUAAUGGAACCACAAUUGAAGGACAUGUUGUCAAAUGUUAUUGGGGUAAAGAAUCCCCUGAUAUGACUAAAAACUUCCAACAGGUGGAUUACAGUCAGUGGGGGCAAUGGAGCCAAGUAUAUGGAAAUCCACAGCAGUAUGGGCAAUAUAUGGCUAAUGGGUGGCAAGUACCAUCAUAUGGAAUGUAUGGCCAGGCAUGGAAUCAACAGGGUUUUGGAGUAGACCAAUCUCCAUCUGCCGCCUGGAUGGGUGGAUUUGGUGCUCAACCUGCCCAGGGACAAGGUGCUCCUGUAAUACCUAACCAAGCUGGAUAUGGUAUGGCAAGCUACCAAACACAGUGAGCUGGGACUCUGUUUAAAAAGUGUGUAUUUCAUGAUAGGCUGCAGUUUCCAGUGACAUUCUGAAGACUGGAAUGUAGACAAUGGAGAGGAGAGAGGAAAAAAAAAAAAAAAAAAAAAGAAAAUAUUUAUUUUAAAAAUGGAAAUGUUUGGAACCUUUAGCACAGCUUUGCUUUGGUGAAGGACACAAAUGUCUUCUAGUUCUGCCUUUUUAAGUUUUUGUUCAUGAUGGAUAUGAACAUGUUUUUCUUUGUGUACAAAAAUUAAAAAUAAAGUCAAUAAAGACAAUUCUGACUACAAAUUUUGAUAUAGAAGGAGAAAUGGGUAAUGAAUUUGAUCUCUAGGUUGCCAUUCCAUUCUAUUUUCUUUUAUUUGGUCUGUCCUCAGUGUUUUAUAUCACUGUGCUUUUUAAGAGCAAUGCCGUUGAACAGCAGCGAGUUGCUUUUAGUUGGACACACAUCCUGAAAUAAACUGUGGACCAAUCAGUACAACCCUGCUAGACAGUAUUGGUUUUUCAAGGAACCCGUGGGCAUAGCUGAGAGAGUAUCUCUAGGUCUUGGAAUAAUUUUUUUAAAUAAAAAGUUUAAUUUUUCUACAUGCAUAAAGGAAACUGAUUCAAAGAGCAGUUCGGUCUACAAUGGAAAACAGUACUGUCUGAGGAGCUUCACCUGACUUUUACUGUCCACGUUCAGGCGCACACUGAAACUUUUCAGAGCUGGUUUGCUUCUUAAGACUGUAGUCAUUUUGCAUUUUAAUUUUGAGAAGUAAAAAAAAAAAAAAAGGAAAAAAAAAA
This is a messenger RNA of Dryobates pubescens (Downy woodpecker), 2176 nucleotides long. RefSeq names its product TIA1 cytotoxic granule associated RNA binding protein like 1 (gene TIAL1). The record is from RefSeq and is a predicted model, not a curated record. NCBI's taxonomy places the organism in Eukaryota, Metazoa, Chordata, Aves, Piciformes, Picidae. Gene Ontology annotation, molecular function: DNA binding; mRNA binding. The transcript has 12 exons. The coding region runs from base 220 to 1386 and encodes 388 amino acids.